Molecule: messenger RNA, 1278 nt
Organism: Solea senegalensis (Senegalese sole)
Lineage: Eukaryota; Metazoa; Chordata; Actinopteri; Pleuronectiformes; Soleidae
Exons: 4
Coding region: 98-559 (153 amino acids)
Source: RefSeq, a predicted model, not a curated record
ACUCAUGGAUGUAAAGUUUGUUGACAACAUCCCUGACCUCCUGUGGAAACGAGUGCCUUUUUCAUUCUCUCCCUGUGAAGUGCUAUGAGGAGACGACAUGAAGACCAAAUCUCUUCCGUCAAGGCUGUUUAACAGAAACUCAGGAGAAGCAACAGGUGAGACUCCGAGUCCUGCAGCAGCAUGCAAGUAUCAGCGACAUGUGGACUGUGAGGAGAGCUGUGCCGACGGUGACAGCUGCCCAGAGGCAGGCAACAGCUGGCAGAAUGAGAAGUGCCACAGAGAAAUACACUUUGCCUUUCUGCCAGAGAGAUAUGAGCCUCUGGUGGAUGAUGAGGCAAAACAAGAGAGGAAGAAGAGAAAGAAAGAAAAGUACAAAAAAGUAAAGAAGGAUCAAUGUGGGUGCAGUGCUGGUAGGUUAAAAAAUGUUGGCAAAGCACUGCGCUCCAGUUGGAAGUGUCUGAUGCUUGGUCUCUACAAUUUUGCUCUUGGAUAUUCCACUCCAAUGGCCAUGGCUGCGACUUUUGUCCCUGAUUUUCACCGAGGAAGAAACGGGACCUGAGCUGAAGCGAUCGAUCAAUCGAUCGAUCGAUCUCGAUCAAUCAAUCACUCAAUCUCCUCCGGUUUCUGACUAAACUGUGUUGCAUGUACCAGCAUCACAUGGGCACUGACCAAAGAAUUUUGAUCAUGAUUAUACAUUUGAAAUUACAUCUUUUUUUAUAUAUAUAUUUCAUAAGUAAUAAUCAAGAAUUAAUUAGUGAAUUAAUUUUGAUAUCAAGUUAUUUCUCAGUAAAAUAGACAUUUUAAACAGUAGACAAACUCCUUGAUUUGUUUUUAUAUAAUGAUUAAUAAGAUACUAAAAGACUUGAGUGCCUUUUUACAUUUGGAAAAUGUUUCUUUUCAGGCAUGCAGCUGGUUUUUGCAUGUCUGCAGAUAGAUAAUAAAAAAGCACUUUACUGUACUCGCAGAUGAAGUUAAUCAGGAUGGUAUUUAUUUAAAAUAUUUACAGGCAAAGCAUUGACAGGGAAGCGAUAAUGAGCAAAGCCCUGGUAAAGAAGGCUGAAAGGAUGUGAAUAGAGUUGGUGUGGAGCAGCUGGAGCAGUAUGAAAAAUUAGAAAUGUGUGUCAUGUUCAAUGAAGGCUGUCACUGAGCUGUGAAUUUAAUUCUAAUUGUACUGUAUAUCAGUGUUUUUGUAUGUAUAUAUUACAUUUGUGUUCAUGUAUCUGAAUGUGAGGAAUAGUAAAUAAAAAAACAUUAAAUUUGUCAAAGUUAUACAACAAA